Molecule: messenger RNA, 3356 nt
Organism: Stegostoma tigrinum
Lineage: Eukaryota; Metazoa; Chordata; Chondrichthyes; Orectolobiformes; Stegostomatidae
Gene: smpd5
Product: sphingomyelin phosphodiesterase 5
Exons: 9
Coding region: 876-2684 (602 amino acids)
Biological process (GO): sphingomyelin metabolic process
Cellular component (GO): extracellular region; cytoplasm
Molecular function (GO): sphingomyelin phosphodiesterase activity
Source: RefSeq, a predicted model, not a curated record
GUGCUAGGUGGGUAAUUGGUGCCGGAACGGGCAAAGUCCUUGGCGUCUUUUUCUGCCUGGUUGUGCUGUUUUCAGGUGAAGUGGAUAGCAGCCGCUGGCUUCUCUCGUACGCUGUGUAGACAGACAACACUGAGCUCACCUGUCCUGUCCUGCGAUGGAGAAGCGGCUGCAGGUGAGGCCGUGGAUAACAAGGUGUAGAGCUGGAUGAACGCAGCAGGCCAGGCAGCAUCAGUGGAGCAGGAAAGCUGACGUUUCGGGUCUGGACCCAUCUUCCGCCUCAGUCCGGCCAAGUGGGCCAUGUUGGCACUCCUCUAAGACCGAUUCUUGUAGAUCUCCAUCCGUGACUCCGAGUGGUGUACUGUAUUUUCUUUACCCUUUCAGCCUGCAUUCGAUAAAUCGAAUGGAAGAAGAUUACGUUGUUGAGCUCGGAGCUCGGGACGUGCCUGCUUCUGUUUUUCAAGGAGGGAAGAAAAUCAGUUUACGUGGGGAAUGACUCAGGCAUCUGCUUUAAGCUUUAAGGAUUGAAGCUUAGAUGAAGGAUGGCUGAUUGGGCUUACUGAAGGAAGAUGACUCAACCUUUAUUACAGUAUUGUCUUUACGUCUUUGGGUGUCUGGACCUGACUGAAGGGAGGGAGAAUGAGCUGGGAUUGUGAGAUCCUGCAAGCACAAGAUUGUACUGGAAAAUGAGGUAACAAGAGUGCAAAGAAGAGUCAUGUUCUAUACCUAGCAUCCUAAUACAAGAGCUCCUGGAAUGUAACAUUAGCCAAAACAGGAAAUGAUGGUAAAUAAUUGGUUUCUGCCUGGAAAAAACUAUUGAAUGAACCUAUAGCAUAUCAACUGCUUGCGAAGGUUAAAUAUUAAGUUUGUAUGUAAAGAUGGUUCUACGUGAAUCUCCUUUCCCCAAUGCCUGUGUCCAUGGCUUACACACUGCAGCCUGGGGCUUGAUUUUCCCCUGUUUCUGGUCACUGGAUCAUAUGGUAGCAUCUUGUAAGCCAACAACUUAUGAGCAGCAACAGAAACAAGAGCAAGAGUGCUAUCUUUGGCCACUGGAAGUUUUCUUCAGAUUUCUUAUGUAUGUGACUUUGUUGGUAUUCUCUGUGCCAUUGGCAUUAAUUGGAUUCAUCAUCUGGGCACCUUUACAAAUAGUGAGAAGACCUUUCAAUUAUUCCUGUGUGAAAACCCCAAAAGUAUACAUCCAGGAGGAGUGGAUGGGAUAUGGAGAGGGCAAAGGAUUUAGCUUUGUGGAGGCAAACUUGUGUUUUCUGCCUAACUGCUUGGCCCGCUUUAACAAUCUUUCUCAGACUCAAAGGAGAGCAGUCCGGAUUGCCAGCCAUAUCAGCGAUUCUGUCAACCGGCCAAGAAUUAAGGUUUGCGUGGAUUCUCCAACAAGUGUGACUGCCAGCUUUCAGAACAGCCCCUUGACUGGUGUUAAACAAGUAUCCUGCUGUGUGACUGGAACACAAGGACCCAGUGGGUCAGUUCUGGCUAUAAACAACCUACACCACAUUGAUAGCUCAGAGGAGAGCAGUGAAGUAGAUAAUGUCCACGAAUGUUUGGAUGCAUGUCAAAGCAACAAGGAUCCUUUGGAUCUUACAGUGAUGGAAGGAAACAACCAGUCAAGUACCUUGGAUGAGAUGCCACCCAACCAGCCCAGCAAGCAGCAAGCUCUGUCUUUCAACUCUCUGAACAGCCAGUGUGAACCUCAGAAAAAGCGAAACGUGGAAGAUGAUCUACCUGCAGAAAUAUCUCCGCUCUUUCCUGCUGAUGUAGCCUUUGUCUGUCUUCUGGAAGUGUUUGAGAAACGUGCAGCAGCCAAACUGAAGCAACUCCUUCAACCAGCUUUUGGACACAUCCUUUAUGAUGUAGGUGUUUAUGGCUUCCAAGGCUGUUGCGAGUUUAAAUUCUUCAACAGCGGUAUCUUCCUUGCCAGCCGCUAUCCCAUCCUAGAUGCCAAGUUUCAUUGCUUUCCUAAGAUCCGAGGAGAAGAUGGCCUUGCUGCUAAAGGUCUCCUGUGUGUUAAGAUCCAGGUUGGUUUAACUCAGAAAGGCCAUCAGAUUGUGGGAUAUCUCAGCUGCACUCACCUGCACGCCGUAGCAGAGGAUUCUCACAUUCGCCAAAGUCAACUGAGUCAUAUGAUAGUAUGGAUCAAUGAGUUCCAGAAUACAUCUAGGAACGUGGAAGAGAAGGUCGUGUUUGACGUUCUUUGUGGAGAUUUCAAUUUUGACAACUGUUCAUUAGAAGACCAAUUGGAACAGCAGCAUCAGCUACUCCAAAUAUACAAAGACCCCUGCUGUUUUGGACCGGGUAAAGAGAAACCUGGAGUCAUCGGUACACUAUUACAACAAAGAACCAUGUAUGAAGAUUCAGUGAAGAACCCAGAAAACUUGCAGCGAGCUUUGGAGAUUGAAGAAUUGAGGAAACAAUACCUGGAAUUUCCCAUCAACCCUGCUGUCAACACCACAGGCAGCACAGAGCCCAGAAAUGUAGGAGGUGGACGCAGGAUUGAUUAUUUGCUGUAUCGGGAAGACACUGUUUCAAAAGAAGUGAUUACUGAGCUGGAAGAAUUCACCUUUAUAACCCAGCUGGCUGGACUAACUGACCAUCUUCCUAUCGGAAUGAGGCUGUUCAUUUCCAUGGUGCCAGAGGUAGAUGAUGCAAAUCAUGGCAUUGAUGAUGGACCUUGACAAACCUGCUGCAACCAAAAGGAUUUGGAUAAGUGCCAGAAGCUUCAGAAAGUGAAUAAGAGAAAUAACUUAAUUUUAUUUUUGAAAAGGAACAUUAAAUAAAACUUUAGAAUUUCUCAAUAUUGAUGAGAACAAAACACCAUGGUAUUGAGAGAAUCUUCAGCUGCUUCAGAUGAGCAAUGUUGACAAUGGAGAGUGGGGUGUAUCCCAAAAUAAUACCUAGGACUGUAUUUUCAUCAUGGUUGAGAAAUGAGCAGGGCUUGUUUAGUGGCAAUAGAACCUACCUGUGGUAGGAAAUUGAUGUCACAAAUUUCAAGGGCAUUGGCCCUUAAUUGAUCUGGAUACUAAUUCCCUGCUCAGUUGGAAACAGUGGGAGUGGGUCAGAUCAAGUGUGGGACUUGAUUGAGGACUCCCAUUGGAAGUUUAUUUGAAGUUUGUUUCUCCGAAAGGAGAAAUCUGAUGCCCUAUCUUUUGACAGAUGUAAGAAAGCUGCCCUGGAAUUCCAAAUGCUGCACACACAACGCAGAGCUGACCUGAGUCUAAUUUUGGUAGCUGUGAAAAAGGAGAAGAGGUUGUUAUGUGGAGGUCAUUGUGCAGAGCACUGGUCUUUUUUUUCCCCACUGUGUCUGUAGAGGGUUUUCCUCUGCACUAUAUAAAUGACACUUUAAAGUC